GGGUAGAGGCCAUUGGCCUCGAAGCCUCCGGCUCUCAUCACUCAGGAAGCAACAUAGUAUUCAAGACUUUGGCGCGCGACAGAAAUGUGUCCUUCCGGCACCACGGGACUGGGAUCCUGUCGAUUUCCCUACUCGUUGAUAACAUCUGCCAUUCGUCAAUUACUGUGCUCCAUCUCUGUACAAGUCUGCAAUCAGCAAAUCAUCACCCUCGCUCACUGUACAAUCCUGCAAUUAGCCAAUUAUUACCCUCGCUUACUGCACAAGUCUGCAAUUAGCAAAAUCAUCACCCUUGCUCACUGCGACUCUCUGCCUACCCUCGCUUACUGCGAUUCUCGUUGACAAUAUCUCCCUAUUCGUCAAUCACUGUGCGGCAUCUCUGCAUAGGUCUGCAAUUAGCAAAAUCAUCAUACUCGCUCACUGCGGCUCUCGUUAACAACAUCUCCCCAUUCGUCAAUCACUGUGCGGCAUCUCUGCACAAGUCUGCAAUCAGCAAAAUCA
Molecule: messenger RNA, 498 nt
Organism: Lasiosphaeria miniovina
Lineage: Eukaryota; Fungi; Ascomycota; Sordariomycetes; Sordariales; Lasiosphaeriaceae
Exons: 1
Coding region: 85-339 (84 amino acids)
Source: RefSeq, a predicted model, not a curated record